This is a messenger RNA of Purpureocillium lilacinum, 1023 nucleotides long. RefSeq lists its product as uncharacterized. Gene Ontology annotation, cellular component: cytosol. The record is from RefSeq and is a predicted model, not a curated record. Gene Ontology annotation, molecular function: methylenetetrahydrofolate dehydrogenase (NADP+) activity; methylenetetrahydrofolate dehydrogenase (NAD+) activity. NCBI's taxonomy places the organism in Eukaryota, Fungi, Ascomycota, Sordariomycetes, Hypocreales, Ophiocordycipitaceae. Gene Ontology annotation, biological process: purine nucleobase biosynthetic process.
AUGGCCGCCCAGGACGUGCCCAAGACCUGCAAGGUCAUCACCGCCGACACCAUCGCCAAGGGCCUGCUGGCCGAGGUCAAGGAGACGCUGGCCAAGGUCCAGGGCCCCGAUGGCGGCGUCCAGCCCACGCUCGCCGCCUUCCUGGCCAACGGCGACCCGGCCGCCGUCAAGUAUGCCGAGUGGUCCAAGAAGACGUGCGAGGAUAAUGGCUUCAACUUUGACCUCCGCACCGUCGACAAGGAGAUUCUCGAGGAGGAAAUCAUGAAGGCCAACGACGAGGAGGUCGUCGACGGCAUCAUCGUCUACUACCCCAUCUUCCCGAAGAACCCGACGCACGACAAGUACGUCCAGGAGACGGUCGACCUCUCCAAGGACGUCGAGGGCAUGCGCCACAAGCACCUGCACAACAUGUACCACAACGUGCGCUUCCUCGACCCGCCCGAGAACAAGAAGAAGUCGAUCCUGCCCUGCACGCCCCUUGCCGUCGUCAAGAUCCUCGAGUACCUGCAGAUCUACAACCCCAUCCUCGCCGCCGGCAACCGCCUCUUCGGCAAGACCAUUACCGUCAUCAACCGCUCCGAGGUCAACGGCCGGCCCCUGGCCGCCCUGCUGGCCAACGACGGCGCCACCGUCUACAGCGUCGACAUCACCGGCGUCCAGCUCUUCACCCGCGGCCAGGGCAUCAAGGCCCCGCGCCACCAGGUCGAGGACAAGGAGGGCUGGGGCCUCAAGGACUGCCUGCCCCUCAGCGACGUCGUCAUUGGCGGCGUCCCCGUCGAGUCGUUCAAGGUGCCCACCGAGCUCAUCCGCGACGGCGCCGUGUGCAUCAACUUUUCCUCGUACAAGAACUUUGACGGGCCGGCCAUCAAGGAAAAGGCCGCCAUCUACGUCCCCUCGGUCGGCAAGGUCACCAUUGCCGUCCUGCUGCGGAACCUCGUGCGUCUCGUGGCCAACCGCCCGUCCAAGGCCGGCACGGACAAGGGCGUCAUCCAGGCUAAGAGCGAGGCAUUCGCCGACGACUAA